GGGUUUCGGGGUGCGCAUCAGGGCUCCGAUCCGAGACCCGGACUGCACCUCGGAGGAGGAGGAGCAGCAGCUGUACCCGGGCCUGGCUCCGGUGGUCUUCUUCUGCGUCAAGCAGACCACACGGCCCCGCAGCUGGUGCCUCCGCAUGGUCUGUAACCCGUGGUUCGAGCAUGUGUCCAUGCUGGUGAUCCUGCUCAACUGUGUGACUCUGGGGAUGUUCCAACCCUGCGAAGACGUCACCUGCCAGACGGACUGGUGCCUCAUCUUACAGGUUUUGGACGACUGCAUCUUCGCCUUCUUCGCGGUGGAGAUGGUCAUCAAGAUGAUGGCCCUGGGGAUCUUCGGCUCUAAAUGUUACCUCGGCGACACAUGGAACCGGCUUGACUUCUUCAUCGUCAUGGCGGGGAUGAUGGAGUAUUCUCUGGACGGUCACAACGCCAGUCUCUCCGCCAUCCGUACGGUCAGAGUGCUCCGUCCACUAAGAGCCAUCAACAGAGUGCCCAGCAUGCGUAUCCUGGUGACUCUGCUGCUGGACACGCUGCCGAUGCUGGGGAACGUUCUCCUCCUCUGCUUCUUCGUCUUCUUCAUCUUCGGCAUCGUGGGCGUGCAGCUGUGGGCGGGGCUUCUGCGCAACCGCUGCUUCCUGGGAGAGGACAUUCCGACGAUAUACAACGUGUCCAUGAGCUCCUACUACAUGUCAGAGGAGGGCGAGGAGAGCCCCUUCAUCUGCUCGGCCGCCCGCGAGAACGGAAUGCUCCGUUGCCACGACGUCCCGGCCUUCAGCGUGGCCGGCGAAGAGUGCUCGUUGGACGCCCGGACCCAGGGCUCGUCCGCGAUUGGCCAGGCUGCGGUUGCUGUGGUGGCGGCGGCCAGCAGGAACGGCUGCGUCAACUGGAACCAGUACUACAACAUUUGUCGGGCGGGAGACAACAACCCGCACAAGGGCUCGGUCAACUUCGACAACAUCGCCUACGCCUGGAUAGCCAUAUUCCAGGUCAUCACGCUGGAGGGAUGGGUAGACAUCAUGUACUAUGUCAUGGACGCUCACUCCUUCUACAAUUUCAUUUAUUUCAUAUUGCUCAUCAUAGUGGGCUCCUUCUUCAUGAUCAACCUCUGCCUGGUGGUCAUCGCCACCCAGUUCUCGGAGACCAAGCAGCGGGAGAACGCGCUGAUGCGGGAGCAGCGCGCCCGCUACAUGUCCAACGACUCCACGCUGGCCAGCUACAGCGAGCCGGGCUCCUGCUACGAGGAGAUGCUACGCUACGUUAGCCACCUGUACCGCAAGCUCCGGAGACGGGUCCAGAGGAUAUACUCUGGCUGGCACAGUAAACGCCGUAAAAAGGUGAACCCCAACGGCGGGGGCAACGGCGGGGGCAACGGGGGCGGAACCAGCAGCCACAGCCUGGCACGGGGCUGCGGGGGGGCGGGGCCGGCGGCUAGCGCCCCCUGGCUGCGGCCCAUCCACAACCUGCUGCAGCACCACCAGCACCACCACUGUCACCUCAGCAACGGGGGGAAGCACCCCUCGCCGGCCACCUCGCCCACCACCGGUCGCGGCCUGGAGGAGCUGGAGAUGAGGUCCCUGGUGGCCCGGGCGGGGAGCGGGAACGGGAACGGUGCCGGCGGCGGCGGCGGCGGUGACUCGCCCGUCGUCACCCAGGGGAUGGGGGCCUUGCUGGGUCGGCUGAACGGGGGCAUGAACUACCCCACCAUCCUGCCCUCGUUCGUGUGCAGCUACGGCAGUAAGACCCCCCCGCCCCACGCUCAGCACUGUGGGCCCAGCCCGGACCACCACCCCCCCCACCACCUGGCCUCGGAGCACACCGACACGCUCAGCAAGCUGCACCAGCUCAUGGGCCAGCACAGUCGUCAGCGGUUGCUGUACCAGCUGGCGGGCGUGGUCCCCAGCCCCUUGCUCCUGGAGCUGCUCAGCUGCCCCAUGUGUGCCCGCAGCCUGGAGAGCCUGGAGCUGGAACUGGGCGAGCUGGAGACGGGGCCCCGCGGGGGAGACACGGACGGCCUGCACCACGACUACACCCAGGGGGCGGAGCUGCGGACGGGGCGUGGCCGGAGCAGCCGGCGGCGUAACGGGCACACGCACGAACCCAAGAACCGGGUGGUGCUGCUGUGGCGACGCUUCCGGGACAAGCUGAAGAGGAUCGUGGACAGCAAAUACUUCAACCGGGGCAUAAUGAUCGCCAUCCUGGUGAACACGCUCAGCAUGGGCAUAGAGUACCACAAGCAGCCGGAGGAGCUGACCGACAUUCUGGAGAUCAGCAACAUCGUGUUCACCAGCAUGUUCGUGCUGGAGAUGGUCUUCAAGCUGCUCGCCUUCGGGCUCUUCGGGUACAUCAGGAACCCCUACAACAUCUUCGACAGCAUCAUCGUCAUCAUCAGCGUGUGGGAGAUCAUCGGGCAGGCGGACGGGGGCCUGUCAGUGCUCAGGACCUUCCGUCUGCUGCGGGUGCUGAAGCUGGUGCGUUUCCUGCCGGCCCUGCGGCGGCAGCUGGUGGUCCUGAUGAAGACCAUGGACAACGUGGCCACCUUCUGCAUGCUCCUCAUGCUCUUCAUCUUCACCUUCAGCAUCCUGGGAAUGCAUCUCUUCGGCUGCAAAUUCAGCCUGCAGACGGAGAACGGAGACACCAUCCCCGACCGCAAGAACUUUGACUCGCUCCUCUGGGCAAUCGUCACCGUGUUUCAGAUCCUGACCCAGGAGGACUGGAACGUGGUGUUGUACAAUGGCAUGGCCUCCACGUCGCCGCUCGCCGCGCUCUACUUCGUCGCCCUCAUGACGUUCGGCAACUACGUCCUCUUCAACCUGCUGGUGGCCAUCUUGGUGGAGGGCUUCCAGGCGGAGGGCGACGCCAACAGGUCUGAGUCGGACGAUGAGAAGAAGUCUGAAACCUUUGAGGAGGACGAGAAGGUGGAGCAGCUCAGAGAUACAGAGCUGAAGAUGUACUCCCUGAUGAUGACGGCCAACGGGCACGUGGACAUGAGAGGUACCUUGGCUCCUCCCAUAAUUAUGCGAACGGCGGCCACACCCAUGCCCACACCCAAGAGCUCACUGGGCGCCGAGUCGGUCCUGGGGUCGGGGAUUAUCUUUGGAGAGGUGGGGCCUUGCUUCGGAGAGGCGGGGCAAGGGUACUACUCUGAGGCGGGCAGCGUCCGUCGCGGAGAAAGCUGUCAUGGGAGUCCCGCCUCCAGAGAACCUUCCAUGGCAUACGACCAGCGCUCCCUGGUGUCGAGCCCUGGCCGUCGCUCGCCCCUGGCCCCCCGCGGCUCAGCCAGCUCCUGGGGCAGUCGGCGCUCCAGCUGGAACAGCCUGAGCCGCGCGCCCAGCCUCAAGAGGCGGGACCCCAGCGGCGAGCGCGAGAGCCUGCUGUCCGGAGACCCCGGGGGGCGGGGCCACAUCGACGCCGACGACGACAGCCCGGAGGAGGAAGACGAGGAAGAGGAAGAGGAGGAGGAGGAGGGGGAGGAGAACGAGAGGGAGGAGAACGACGACGGCGAGGAAGAGAGGGAGGCGGGGACCGGGGAGAGGGGGUGCCGCUGGGGCGGGAGGCCGGGUCACCUGGACCUGCUGCCGGCGGCCACACCCAGCCCGUCCCGCGCCGCCGCCGCCGCCGCCGCGGAGUACGGAGACUGCAACGGGGGCUCGCUGACCUAUGACCCCCAUGUGAGCACCGACCUGAAGGACAACUUCUCGCCCGAGGAUGACAUCGAUGAUGACAGUUCCAUUUGCUUCCGGCUCAAGAAGCAGCUGAUGAGCAAGAAGCCCCGCUGGUGCCAGGAGCACGACGACUGGGCCCUGUACCUGUUCUCCCCCCAGAACCCGGUCCGUAUGUGGUGUCAGGGCAUGAUAUCUCACAGGAUGUUUGACCACGUGGUGCUGGUCUUCAUCUUCCUCAACUGCAUCACCAUCGCCCUGGAGAGACCAGACAUACAGCCCCACAGCACGGAGCGCGUGUUCCUGAGCGUCUCCAACUACGUGUUUACCGUCAUCUUCCUGGCAGAGAUGGCCGUCAAGGUCAUGGCAUUGGGCUUCUGCUGGGGGGAGCAGUCCUACCUGCAGUCCAGCUGGAACGUUCUGGACGGGGUGCUGGUGUUUGUGUCCCUGGUGGACAUCUUGGUCUCCUUGGCCUCUACGGGGGGCAACCGAAUACUGGGAAUCCUUAGGGUGCUCCGUCUGCUACGCACGCUGCGCCCCCUCAGGGUGAUCAGCCGAGCUCCAGGCCUAAAGCUGGUGGUGGAGACCCUCAUCACCUCUCUGAGGCCCAUCGGGAACAUCGUGCUCAUCUGCUGCGCCUUCUUCAUUGUCUUCGGCAUCCUGGGGGUGCAGCUGUUCAAGGGGAAGUUCUACAUCUGCGAGGGCCUAGACACCAGGAACAUCACCAACAAGUCUGACUGCAGCCUGGCCGGCUACCGCUGGAUCAGACGCAAGUACAACUUUGACAACCUGGGCCAGGCACUGAUGGCUCUGUUUGUGCUGUCCUGUAAGGACGGCUGGGUCAACAUCAUGUACGACGGUCUGGAUGCCGUAGGAGUGGACCAACAGCCCGUGAGGAACCACAACCCGUGGAUGCUGCUGUACUUCAUCUCCUUCCUGCUCAUCGUCAGCUUCUUCGUGCUCAACAUGUUCGUGGGCGUGGUGGUGGAGAACUUCCACAAGUGCAGGCAGAACCAGGAGGAGGAGGAGGCGCGCCUGCGGGAGGAGAAGAGGCUGCGGAUGAUGGAGAAAAAGCGCAGGAGUAAGGAGAAUGGAGGGGCUGAGGCUCAGCAGAGGCCGUACUACGCCGACUAUUCUCCACUGCGUCUGUACAUACACACGCUGUGCACCAGCCACUACCUAGACCUCUUCAUCACCAUCAUCAUCGGCAUCAACGUGGUCACCAUGAGCAUGGAGCACUACAACCAGCCACGUUACCUGGAGGAGAUCCUCAAGUACUGCAACUACGUCUUCACCUGCAUCUUCGUGAUCGAGGCUCUGCUGAAGCUGGUAGCCUUCGGACUGCACCGCUUCUUCAAAGAAAGAUGGAACCAGCUGGACUUGGCUAUCGUAGCGUUGUCUAUCAUGGGCAUCACCCUGGAGGAGCUGGAGAUAAACGCAGCUCUGCCCAUCAACCCCACCAUCAUCAGGAUCAUGAGGGUGCUCAGGAUAGCACGGGUGCUGAAGCUCUUGAAGAUGGCCACGGGGAUGAGAGCUCUGCUGGAUACUGUGAUGCAGGCGCUGCCUCAGGUGGGGAACCUGGGGCUGUUGUUCAUGCUACUCUUCUUCAUCUACGCUGCGCUCGGAGUCGAGCUCUUCGGCAAAUUGGAGUGUAAUGACGAUAACCCGUGCGAGGGGCUGAGUCGACACGCCACGUUUGAGAACUUUGGGAUGGCUUUCCUCACGUUGUUCAGAGUGUCUACUGGGGACAACUGGAAUGGAAUCAUGAAGGACACUCUGCGUGAGUGUCGUGUGGAGGACCGUCAGUGCCUCACCUACCUGCCGCUGGUGUCUCCGCUCUACUUUGUCACCUUCGUGCUGAUGGCCCAGUUUGUGCUGGUCAACGUUGUGGUGGCCGUGCUGAUGAAGCAUCUGGAGGAGAGCAACAAGGAGGCCAAAGAAGACGCAGAGAUGGACGCAGAGAUCGCCUUAGAAAUGGAGAUGGAGAGGCAGCGCAGGCUGAGUACUGGAUCCAAUCACAGCUCAGUGGGAGGGACUUAUGUUGGGCCACGCCCCAACUCACCUGGACAGGAGGAAGAGGUGCAGUGCACCAACCCAAACCUGCUGUCUCCCAGGAAGAUGUCUGUAUCCAGGAUGCACUCUCUGCCCAACGACAGCUACAUGUUCCAGCCGGUGAGGCCUGCUAGCGCCCCCUACCCACUGGAGGAGCCGGGUCUCGGCCCACAGCAGCAUAUCUCAGGUUCUGUGACGUCGGUCCACUCCCAGCCGUGUGAGAUCCGGACCCUGCUGCAGGUGCCCGGUGUCUCCCCCCUGCCCAGCCCACGGGUGCCCCCUCCCCUCCCCCGCAUCGCCCCGCCCACACCCAGCCCCUCCCCCAUGGCCCUGCGUCGACAGGUGGCAGUGAAGCUGGACUCCGUGGAGUCCCAGGGCUGUGAUCCGCAGCAGCUGCUCCAGGACAGACCGGACCCCUUGCCCCUCUCCCCUCCGCCGCCCUCCUCCCCGCUGGCUCUGCUCCUCCUCCCACCCCCUCCUGCCUCCCCUCUGUCGUUCCCUGCCCCCCCCGCCUCCCCCCACUACCUGCCCCGCCCCGCCAGCCUGCGCCGGCCGCGGCCCCGCCCGCCCCCGGCGGCCCGCGACCCGGCCGACGAGGAGGUGAGCCAGAUCACCGGCUCCACGCUCAGCCUGUCCCGGGGGGACGCCGAGGGGCCCGGGCCAGAGGCGGGCGGGGCCAAGGUCUGCCGCAGCCACUCCCUGUCGCCCUACACCUCUCCCUUCUCCUUCGACUCCUGCAUCGCCCCCUUCCCUCCCCUCCCGCCCCUCCCCCCUCCCCCGGCGCCUCCUGCUGCAGGAGGAGGAGGAGGAGGAGGAGGAGGAGGAGGAGGAGGGCGCGCGCUGGGCUUGCCCGAGGGCGGCGGCGCCUUCCGGAAGCGCCGGUCCGGCAAACCACUGCCGGCGCUGCCGACGGAGACGUCGGCGCCGCUGCCCGGUUACCACGACGAUCAGCGCCGUCACUCCAUCGAGGUGUGCUCGGCCGACCCGCUGGAGGCGGCGGCGGCGGCGGCGGCGUUCCCACCGGGAGACCCCUACCGCCUCCUCCCGGGGCCGGGCGGCGGGGCGAGGAGGGGGUUCCCCACCAGGGUGCAGUCCAUGGGGGGGGGCUGCCAGCGCAAGAAGAGACUCAACCCGCCCUGCAUCUCCGUGCACCCGCCGGCGGAGCGGGACCACGCCCCCCCGGCGCCCGCCGGCCCCCCCACUCCGCCGCCGCCGCCGCCAUCGGACUGCAGCGUGAUGCUGAGGAGGAGGCCGCUGUCCUCCGACCUGACACUCUCCGCCACCUGGGCCGCCGACGCCGCGGCCGACGCCCGGCCCCCCGCCGCCGACCACGUGCCGCUCCGCGCCCACCCGCCGCUGGCGCGCACCCUCACCCCGGAGCCGUACCUGCGCACGUGUGCGCGGGCGCACGCCGCCGCACGCACGCACCCCUCGCCGAUCCCCGGUCCGAACAUCUUCGUCCAGCCGCACGCGCCCGUCCUGGCCAGCCCCGCCCACUUCCCCCCGCUGACGCACACCCUCUCCCUGUCCGCCCAGUGCUCGCCGAUCAGAGGGGACUACAUGCCCCUCCCCCAGUUCACUUUUGACCAAUCGGAGGCCGUGUACAUGAGCGGCCUCUCUGCGGGGAUACCGGACGCAGACGCCGCCAACUGCCCCUCGUCGCCCUUCGACAGCAGACUGGAGGACAGGGCGGGGUUUAGCGCCAAGAACAGACGGACGGCCCAAUAGGAGCUGUGCGUGGCCUCAAGGAAGUCAACCGGAUUGGUCGGAUUACAAACCCUUGAUGGUGUUCAGAAAGAGGGAUGGUCUCACUUAUUGGACGCUGGGGAAAGGGAAGACAUGUUGGAUACCGACAAAAAUAAUAUAUAAACAGCCAAUUCCUUUACCUCAGAGCACAGAGACGAUGCAGUCCCGUGCUAGGUUGGAGGAGGCUGAGGCGGUUUGUGGGCGACAGAUUGCGAGGGUACCUGUGAAACCGCUUGCAGGGUACGCUGCACCCACUGUUGACGGUGUGUCGAGGAUUGAGUUGGUGCACCACACCGGGACUUGAGGCACCAAACUCCGUAGCCAAAGUUUUACGUUUUCCUUUUUGUUUUUCAUUCGUUUUUUUGGUCGUCGUCGUCCCCUCCGAAAACCACGCAAGUCAAUCAGGAAGCAGCGUCUGGCUGACAACCUUUCGACCCUUCGGCGGGAAGCGGUUCUGUGAAAUGCGAGCGUGUUGGUGGGGGGGGAAACUUCAGGUUUUCUGCCGAGGAGGGGUCUCUGAUUUUGCCACUCCUCUGCUCCCUGGAUCAUAUUGAUCAGAGUAGAAGUUUGCGUGUGUGUGUGUGAGUGUGUGUUUUCUCCUCUUUGUGAGUGUCCCCCCAUUGCCCCAUCCCCC
Messenger RNA from Gadus morhua (Atlantic cod), 8099 nucleotides. RefSeq names its product calcium channel, voltage-dependent, T type, alpha 1H subunit a (gene cacna1ha). Gene Ontology annotation, biological process: calcium ion import across plasma membrane. Gene Ontology annotation, cellular component: voltage-gated calcium channel complex; membrane. The record is from RefSeq and is a predicted model, not a curated record. Gene Ontology annotation, molecular function: high voltage-gated calcium channel activity. The transcript is spliced from 37 exons. NCBI's taxonomy places the organism in Eukaryota, Metazoa, Chordata, Actinopteri, Gadiformes, Gadidae. The coding region runs from base 146 to 7447 and encodes 2433 amino acids.